This is a messenger RNA of Cuscuta campestris, 1812 nucleotides long. The record is from the annotation of a GenBank genome assembly. NCBI's taxonomy places the organism in Eukaryota, Viridiplantae, Streptophyta, Magnoliopsida, Solanales, Convolvulaceae.
AAGUAAGGGGUAAAAGUAACUUUUUAAUAGAAAUGAGAAGUGUUUUUUUAAGACGGAUAAAAAAAGAGUGGGGAAAGGUUAUGAGUACAGAGGAAGUAUUAUAAAGAGGUUCCGAUCGAGUUGGAGAAGAGAAUUAAUUGAUCAGUGCAGAUCAGAUAGACAUGAUGAGUAGGGGGGCGGCUGUGGUCUUCUUCCUAAUAAUUCAAAUUACUGUUCCGAUUCUGUUCUCCGCCGUGCGCAUAGAAGCUGCUUCUGGUUCGCCGGUGAAGUUUCUUCCGGGCUUCGAUGGCCCUCUUCCUUUUCAACUCCAAACUGGGUACAUUGGGGUAGGAGAUGGGGAGGAAGUGCAACUUUUUUAUUACUUUAUAAAGUCGGAAUCAAAUCCGAAAGACGACCCUCUCAUUCUUUGGAUCACAGGAGGCCCUGGUUGUUCUCCACUACGCGCUAUCAAUCAAGAAAUUGGACCAUUGCUUCUUGAACCAGUGGAGUAUGAUGAUGGGAGUUUGCCCAGGUUACUGCCAUACCCUUAUUCAUGGACCAAGGUUGCUAGCUUUAUUUUUCUGGAUUUGCCAGUUGGGACUGGAUUUUCGUAUGCUACAACUUCAACUGCUCUCCAAUCCGACAAUUUGUUGACCGGCACCAAUGCAUAUGAAUUUCUUCAAAAGUGGUUAGUAGAAAAUCCACAGUUUCUAGCAAAUCCUUUCUAUGUUGGUGGCGAUUCCUAUUCUGGCAUCACAGUUCCAAUCAUUACUGAAAUGAUAUCCAAUGGAAACGAGAGAGGAAUUAAGCCAUUUGUUCAACUUCAGGGGUACAUACUUGGUAAUCCCCUAACUUCUCCAGCUGACUCCAACAACAGAAUACCCUUUGCUCAUAGAAUGGCACUCAUCUCUGACGACUUAUACCAAGAGUUAAAAAGAGAUUGCAAAGGAGAGUAUGUGGACACUGAUCUUACCAAUUUACUAUGUCAGCAACAUCUGCAAACCUAUACUCAGUCGAUUGAAGGAAUAUAUCUUUCGAAUAUUUUGGAGCCUAUUUGUGUGACUAGUGACGAUGAUGAUUCUUUUUCUUCGAUUGAAGCAUCAGCAUCAUCAUCAAGACCGUUUCUUCCAACUUUACCCUCAGGCCAGCAUACAAGGUAUUUGUUUGACAAGUACUACAAGCAAAAACGACGACUCAAGAAUCCCGACUUGCUUCCUAGAUUGAAAUGUCGGGAUGAUUGGUUCAAACUGUCUGAAUACUGGGCCAACAAUGAUCGUUCUCAAGAGGCCCUUCAUGUCCGUAAGGGGACGAAGGAAAAAUGGGAACACUGUACCUCAAACUUACCCUUCACGCAAGUUGUCCGAAAUGUCACACCGUAUCACGUGAGGCUGAGCAGAAUGGGUUACAGGUCUCUUGUCUAUAGCGGUGAUCAUGACAUGGUCAUUCCAUAUUUGUCAACUCAUGCAUGGAUAAAGUCGUUAAAUUAUUCUGUGGUCGAGGAUUGGAGGCCAUGGAUGGUGGAAGGACAAGUUGCAGGGUACACAACGACAUAUGCCAAUCAAAUGACAUUUGCAACCGUCAAGGGAGGAGGUCAUACGGCACCGGAAUAUCGUCCUUCAGAAUGUUUGGAGAUGUUCAAAAGAUGGAUAUCUAAGAAACAUUUAUAAUCAAUUAGCAGCACAUUUGCACUGCACACAAAUUAAAUAAGGUUUGAAACAUUGAUGUUCGACCAUUAAUGUUCGUGGAACUUUGUAAAAACUUGAUUAUCGUAGAAGUGUGUGGUGGUAAAGUUCAAUCUCGUAACUUCUUGGUUAAUAAAAUUCUCAUUAUAAG